This is a messenger RNA of Microthlaspi erraticum, 486 nucleotides long. NCBI's taxonomy places the organism in Eukaryota, Viridiplantae, Streptophyta, Magnoliopsida, Brassicales, Brassicaceae. The record is from the annotation of a GenBank genome assembly.
AUGUUCGGCCUCCUCUAUUCUUCACCGUCGCUGUCCAGUUUCUAUCUUUCCUCCUUUUGUCUCCCUCUCUCUCGACGUGAACCUCUCCUCCUCUUGCCUCAUCUGGCCUCUCUCUCUCUCGCCGUGAACCUCUCACCCUCCUCUCUUGCCAUGAACCACCUUCUCAAGCUUCUCUCUACGUCGGUGAACUCUGCCAGUAACCGCACCUCCGCCGACUACGACCUCCUCCUCUAUAGCAAAGCAAGCAACGGCGCUCGCCUCUCUCUCUCUCUCUCUCUCCAGCGUUCGCCUCACUUUCUCUCUCCGGCGUCGUCGCUUCCAGUCGCCGCCGUUGUCGAGUCCAGUCCCUCGCAACAAACAAUCAGAUCUGAGCGGCGUACAGUCCCUGUGACAAGUUUUGACGCCUCCAUAGCUGGUGUGUUCUGGCCAAUCUCUAGAUGUGAAGAACAAGUGGGAGAAGAGUUGAUGUGGGUAGGAGGUUCAUAG